Malurus melanocephalus (red-backed fairy wren) is the source of this 1780-nucleotide messenger RNA. RefSeq names its product ADAMTS like 3 (gene ADAMTSL3). Gene Ontology annotation, cellular component: extracellular matrix. NCBI's taxonomy places the organism in Eukaryota, Metazoa, Chordata, Aves, Passeriformes, Maluridae. Gene Ontology annotation, biological process: extracellular matrix organization. The coding region runs from base 71 to 1780 and encodes 569 amino acids. The transcript has 15 exons. Gene Ontology annotation, molecular function: metalloendopeptidase activity. The record is from RefSeq and is a predicted model, not a curated record.
UCUUAGCGGACUCCACGAAAGYGUGGACCAUCGGUGGAAGCCGCAGCGCAAAGAGCCCCGAGGCGUGAGGAUGGCGAGCCCUAAAGCCCCUGGGCUCUCCUGGGAGAUCACUUGGCUAGCUUUUGCCCUCUAUGCUCAUCUGCAGACAGGAGCAGAGCAAUCCCAAGGUGCAUACUUCUUGCCUGAGUUUGCACUUUCUCCACAGGGGAGUUUUCUUGAGGAUACCACGGGGGAGCAGUUCCUCACCUACCGCUACGAUGACCAGAGCUCCAGAACUACCCGCUCAGACGAAGAUAAGGAUGAUUCCUGGGAUGCCUGGGGGGCCUGGAGUGAUUGCUCACGGACCUGUGGAGGGGGAGCCUCCUACUCACUGAGGAGGUGUUUAAAUGGCAGGAACUGUGAAGGUCGGAACAUUCGAUACAAAACCUGCAGUAGUAAUGACUGCCCUUCGGAUGUUGGAGACUUCCGAGCGCAGCAGUGCUCAGCCUACAACGAUGUCAAAUUCCAGGGGCAGCUGUACGAGUGGGUCCCUGUGUACAACCACCCYGCUGCACCCUGUGCCCUCAAAUGCCAGGCUCUGGGCAAGAACCUGAUUGUGGAGCUGGCCCCAAAAGUGCUGGAUGGCACCCGCUGCAAUUCGGAGUCCUUGGACAUGUGCAUCAGUGGGAUCUGCCAGGCAGUGGGCUGCGAUCGACAACUGGGGAGCAACGCCAAGGAGGACAAUUGUGGGGUCUGUGCAGGGGAUGGCUCAACCUGCAGGCUCGUCAGGGGACAGGCUAAGGCACACGGCUCACCAGAAAAAAGGGAAGAAACUGUGAUUGCUGUACCCCAUGGGAGUCGCAGUGUGAGAAUUACCCUGAAAGGACCUGCACACCUCGUUAUAGAGUCAAAAACACUGCAAGGAGAAAAGGGAGAGCACAGUUUCAAUGUUCCUGGAACAUUUGUCAUUGAAAAUACAACUGUGGAAUUUCAGAAGAGCACAGAGAGGGAAAUCCUAAAGAUCCAGGGACCUCUUGGAGCAGAUUUCAUUAUCAAGACCAGGUACUCUGGAUCAAAAGAAAGUGUUGUUCAGUUCUUCUUCUAUCAACCCAUCAGUCAUCAGUGGAGACAAACAGAGUUCUUCCCCUGCACGGUGACGUGUGGAGGAGGUUAUCAGCUGAACUCAGCUGAGUGCGUGGACAUUCGCCUGAAGCGCGUUGUUCCUGACCAYUACUGUCACUACCACCCCGAGAACAAGAAACCCAAACCAAAGCUGAAAGAAUGCAACAUGGAUCCCUGCCCUUCCAGUGAUGGAUUUAAAGAAAUCAUGCCCUAUGAUCACUUCCAGCCCCUUCCUCGGUGGGAACAUAACCCAUGGACUGCGUGUUCAGUUUCCUGUGGAGGUGGAAUUCAGAGGAGAAGUUUUGUGUGUGUAGAGGAGACCAUUCAUGGAGAGAUACUGCAAGUGGAGGAAUGGAAAUGCAUGUAUGCCCCAAAGCCCAAAGUCAUUCAGACCUGUAAUCUGUUUGACUGUCCAAAAUGGGURGCAAUGGAGUGGUCUCAAUGCACUGUCACCUGUGGCCGGGGGCUGCGUUACCGGGUGGUUCUGUGCCUCGAUCACCGYGGGCAGCACGUGGGGGGCUGCAACCCUCAGCUCAAACUGCACAUCAAGGAGGAGUGCAUCGUGCCCACACCCUGCUACAAGCCAAAAGAAAAAGGUCCUGUGGAAGCAAAAUUGCCAUGGUUUAAACAGGCCCACGAAAUGGAAGAGACCGUGACAGUGUCAGAAGAGCCAACGUAA